This is a messenger RNA of Spirodela intermedia, 3507 nucleotides long. Lineage: Eukaryota; Viridiplantae; Streptophyta; Magnoliopsida; Alismatales; Araceae. The record is from the annotation of a GenBank genome assembly.
AUGGGGAACUGUUGCGCCUCGCCGGCCGUCGGGUCCGGGAAGAAGCCAAGGCCGCAGAUGAAGCCGAAUCCCUUCGCGUUGGACUACAACAAGACCCCCGCCCCUGGCAGCAAGGUCACCGUGCUGAGGGAUCCCACGGGAAGGGACAUCGGGGAGCGGUACGACCUCGGGCGGGAGCUGGGGCGAGGCGAAUUCGGCAUUACUUACCUCUGCACAGACAGGACCUUGGGGGAGGUCCUCGCCUGCAAGUCCAUCUCCAAGAAGAAGCUCAGGACAACCGUCGAUAUCGAAGAUGUGCGGCGGGAGGUGGACAUCAUGAGGCAUCUGCCGAGCCACCCCAACAUCGUAAGCCUCAAGGAUACGUACGAGGACGACAGCGCUGUUCACCUCGUAAUGGAGCUGUGCGAGGGAGGGGAACUCUUCGACCGCAUCGUCGCUAGGGGGCACUACACGGAGCGGGCAGCGGCAGAGAUCACCCGGACCGUCGUCGAGGUUGUCCAGGUCAGUCAUCCGGAACUUGAAAUUCUCAGUGAGAUGAAACAUAUUCCGGCAAUUCGAUUUUGGCUACAAAGUCCUCGAGGAUCUUCAUAAUUGAGUCAACUUUCUACUCCUGAUCAGCCUCAGAGAUAAUUCAACUCAUCGAAUCGUUUGCUAUUUAGCUCUUACACUGUCCAAUCUUUGCGAGUGUGAGAGACUGUCUUGUCGUCUGUACGUAUGCUAGGAUCCCUUUGGAUCAAGCUCCAUAAACAGCAUCCAUGUUUAUCUUUUGUUAUGUGAAAUUGAUAGAUUUUUUUUGCAGCAGUUAUAUGGUCUUCUUACUUUAGAGGACUUCAUAAAUUGCGAUUGAUUUUAAAGAUAUAAUAUUUGUUUGCUUUACUCGCAGUCUCAGACUCGCAAUUUCUUCUAAAUUCUGUCACAGAUGUGCCACAGACAUGGUGUAAUCCAUCGAGAUCUCAAACCCGAAAACUUCUUGUUUGCCAACAAGAAGGAAACAUCUCCACUAAAGGUCAUUGAUUUCGGGCUCUCAGUGAUGUUUAAACCUGGUAUGACCACAGAACUUUCUCCGCAUCAAGUUAGUCUGUUAUCUACAUAAAUUGACCCAGGUUAAAUUUGCACGUAUCUCUGAGCAUUAUUAAUAUGUGCAAGUGUUGCGUUUAUAUAACGCCAUUAUCCCUCUGAAUCUCGGAUGGUUUGCUUCCAAUUCUGUCAAAUGUUUCAGUUCAAGGCAAGCGUACUUAUCUGUUUGCAAUCUGCUUCCUGUUGCAGGUGAGAGAUUUACUGAGAUUGUGGGUAGCCCUUACUACAUGGCGCCAGAGGUCCUGAAACGAAACUACGGACCUGAAGUUGACGUGUGGAGUGCAGGCGUGAUCCUUUACAUUCUUCUUUGUGGAGUGCCACCGUUUUGGGCAGGUCAUUUCCGUUACUUGAGUUGGGGAAUACUCCAAACUUGUUCUUGUGACAUCUUCUUGCUUUAUUUCAGUUGCAACCGCCAUUUAUUUGUGAUUUCUUACGCCUGGAUUUCUCUUAAAACUACCUUUUUUUCAUUCUUGUCCAGAAUCGGAGCAGGGAAUCGCCCAAGCAAUUAUCCGUUCUAUCAUAGACUUUAAGAGAGAUCCAUGGCCAAAGGUCUCUGACAAUGCCAAAGACCUUGUCCGGCGGAUGCUUGAGCCAGAUCCUACUAAGCGUCUAACAGCCCAGGAAGUGCUUGGUAAUGUGCACAUCCUUUUUGUAUUUAUUUUUUUCGCGGAUUGAAGGUUUUAUUUGGUAGAUCAAUGACAAUUUAGAUCAAUGAAACAUCCUUUUAUAUAGUAGAUCAAGGAAAAUGUUUCAAUUAAUCGUGUGUGUUUGUGCAAUUUUUGAGGUAGGUGGAGAUGAUGUUCUCAAAACUUAUAUGAUUUUACCAACUAUCUAGUGCUAAAUGUAACUGCGGUUCAAUAUCUCAUGGAAUCUCAGCCGACUAGUAGCAUUCCGGUAUUGCAUUUACAUGUGUUUGUUAAACCUCAUACGUUUUGUUCGUCAUUAGGAUGCCAUUAAAAAAUAAAUAAGACGAACACCGUUUCGUUCAAACGACUUUCAAGAAACCCUUACUUGCUUUUAAUCGAUCACCAUCCCUUCCAAAUUGUUUCAGAUCACCCAUUUCUGGUGAAUGCCAAAAAGGCUCCCAACGUUAACCUAGGAGAAACUGUUCGUGCAAGACUCCAACAAUUUUCUGUGAUGAACAAAUUCAAAAAGAAGGCUCUCAGAGUAAGCCUUGGAUUCCUCUGUUUCCAAACAUAGCCUUACCUUUGCAGAUGCGCCAUUGAUUCCUGUUCUGUGCACUGAGCGAGAGCUGAAAGAUCAUCGUCUGUUGCUGCAGGUGAUUGCCGAGCAUUUAUCUGUGGAGGAAGUAGCUGGAAUAAAAGAAAUGUUCCAAAUGAUGGAUGUGCACAACAAUGGAAAUAUAACCCUGGAGGAAUUAAAAUCCGGUCUCCACAAAAUUGGGCAGCAUAUUCCAGAUCCUGAUGUUCAGAUAUUGAUGGAAGCUGUAAGAAUCCUACCAUAAUAUUGCUUCAGUUUCUUGGCAACUUAUCUGCUGAAUUGAAUGAUCCUUAGCUCCGAAAAUGCACAUCUCCUUGUCGAUUCCUUCCUCCUGGCCUCUAAAGAUGAUCAAUCGAGAAGCUGAUAAUGGGUUGGAUUAUUGUGAUGCGACAGGCUGACGUUGAUGGGAAUGGGACGCUGGAUUAUGGGGAGUUCGUCGCUGUUUCGAUCCAUCUGAAGAAGAUUGGGAAUGAUGAUCAUCUGCGGCAAGCUUUUUCAUACUUUGAUAAGAACAGCACCGGGUAUAUAGAAAUCGAGGAGCUCCGGGAGUCUCUGGCCGAUGACUUGGGCCUGAAUUAUGAGGAGGUCAUCAAGUCUAUCAUCCACGAUGUGGACACUGACAAGGUCAGCUGCAACCUGCACUUUCUUCCCUUUAUAUUGCUUUCAUUGCCAUAAUUCAUAUCACCCAUUUACUGAAAUUACCCUAGCCACUGUUUCUUUUGACUUGGGAUAGAAAUAGCGAGAGAGAGAGAGAGAGAGAGAUCAGAAUUGGCUCAAGCUCUCUGUUCGGCUAGUCAGAGUCACUCAAACAUAAAUCCUCUUUAUGUUCCUUUAGUGCCAACAGCUGAAAUUAGCCUGUCAGCUGUUCUUUCAGUGAAUGGGCCUAGAGAGAGAGAGAGAGAGAGUAGUCAGCUGUUCUCUUUGCAUCGCUUUCAUAGUCAUCAUCUAUGUAUCUUUGAAACCAUAUAUAGAUACACAUAGAGAGAGAGAGAGAGAGAGAGAGAGAGAGAGAGAGGAAGUUAGAGCCACUUAAAGAUGAGAUUCCUGGUGCAGGAUGGCCGAAUAAGCUACGAGGAGUUCACGGCAAUGAUGAAGGCGGGCACAGACUGGAGGAAGGCCUCCCGUCAGUACUCCAGGGAGCGGUUCAACAACUUGAGCCUCAAAUUGAUCAAGGAUGGAUCUCUCCAAUCGACACGUGGCGGCAAAUGA